UCUCCAAUCAAAUGACGAAAGACGAUAAAUCAAAAUUCGAUGAGAUACAGGAUUAUAUCCUUUACCAAAAAUAUCCAUCAUCUCUGUCUUCCAAUAAAGGCUUAAGACGCAAUCUGCGAGUUCAGGCCUCGAGAUAUAAAAUUUGUAAGGGUAAAAUGUAUCACCAUUCUCAUAAUGGUGAAGUUGUUUUGGACCUUGACCGAAGAAUUCAACUUCUUCAAAUGGUUCACAGUGGAUGUGAUACUAAUGUGUCAGCAAUAUCUCUUGCUGCCCAUUUUGGCAUCACCAAGACUUACAGCAAAUUGGCUGAUAGUGAAACAAUUUUAGAUUGUAACAGAAGAGUUUAACUUCUUUAAGAAGUUAUAGUGGAGUGGAUGUGAUACUAAUGAGACAAAAUCUUUAGCUGAUUAUUUUGGUAUCACCAAGACUCACAGCAACUUGACUACUUCUGGUGGCCAAAUAUGAAAUUGGAUGUGGUUAAUUUUGUAAAAUGUUGUGAUAUUUGCCAGCGUAGCAACACAAGAUUUGACAAAACUAACAAUGAGUUGCAUUCAAUUCCUAUUCCAACAAAGAUAUUAAAGUAUGGACACAAAUAGGUGUUGAUUUAACUGCUUUGCCUGAAAGUGAGGAUGGCUAUAAAUACAUUGCUGUAGCAGUUGAUUAUUUCAGCAAAUAUAUUGUAGCCAUGCCUUUAAAAGAUAAAACAGCAAAAUCAAUAUCGCGAUUCCUUUACUCGUUACUAUGCACACAUGGUAGGGCAAAAAUUCAAAUUAAUGAUCAAGGACGUGAAUUCGUAAAUGAAAUAAGUAAUAAUUUUCACAAACUCAUAGGGACCAUGCAGAGGGUGACAAGUGCUUAUCACCCUCAAGCAAAUGGCAUGGUUGAAAGAGUGAAUAGGACAAUCCAAAAUGCACUACUAAAGUGUAUUAAGGAUGAUCAAUUAAUUUGGACAGAUGCCUUGCCUGGCAUAAUAUUUGCCUAUAACACUUCUCUACACGAAUCUUCGAAGUUUACGCCAUAUCAGCUGAUGUAUGGUAGAAAAGCAAAACAAGCUUAUGAGUUGACGAGGAAGAGGAUAUUGAUCCUGACAAUGUACCUGAAGCAUAUUUUGAAUUAUUUUUAAAGAUACAGUUUCCAGGAUGAAUGAUAUUCGUGAAAUAGCUGCUGGUAAUAUAGAUCUUGCUCAGCUUAAGCAGCAGAGGGAUUAUAGUAGUCGUAAUGCAGGUAGAAAUAACCCUUAUUUAGUCAAUGAUCAAAUGCUUAUUUGGAACAGCCGUCGGGCUGAUAGGAAAGGUGGUAAAAUGACUAAACCUUAGAUGGGUCCUCCUUAUACAAUAGUUAGGAUUCUUAAAAGCAAUAUUGAGCUCAUGAAUGCUAGCGGUAGCAUUUUAAAGAGCAAAGCAAAUAUUUGUAAUAUAAAACAUUACUUUGCAAGAAAAGAUGAUAAAAACUCUGAGGUAGUGAGUUAUAAUGAGGAGUUAAAUGCUCGAGAAAAUCACUUGAACGUCUCAAAAUUACUCAACACGAUUAUUGGAGAGGAGAAUAAGAAUUAUGAUGCAGAUUUUAAGAGGAUAAAGAUAUUAAAUGAUGAAACGAAGAUGGUAGAGCUUGGUAGCCAUCGAGAAAAUAUUAUGCCUUCUAAUCCUAAUAUUUCAGCUGUAAUUGACAAAGUAGGACUGUUAAUUGAGAAAGAUAAUGAAUUGACAGUAGAGACUGUAAUUUCUAAGAAAAAUGAUGCAAAUCUAUUUCUUCCCACCAACAGAAUAUGGAAAAUUUAUCAUUCUGAACGUUUUCAUUUUCCGAUCAAGAAAAGAUAUCAAAAAAAUGAUAAUGGUGUAAUGGGAGAUAAUUUUUCUACCGAGCGGAUUAUUGGUGAUGGAAAUUGUCUCUUCAGAUGUAUAAGCAAAGAAGUUUGUGAUGACGAAUGCCACUACGAUUUUCUGAGACAGCAAUGCAUUCUCUUUAUGAGAAGCAAGGAUAUUGUUGAGCAGAUGGAGGUGUUUUUGGGAGAACCCGUUGACAAAUAUUUGGAGAGAACACGCAUGGCUCAAAAUGCAACUUAUGGAACAGAGGUGGAGAUAGUUGCAUUGGCAACUAUGCUUCAAACAAAUAUAAUUAUCCAUACCAUUUAUAAAUGGGCAUAUUACACACCAAUUAAAAAUUAAGUUACAUUAAAAAAUUUAAUUUGAAUAUAUAUUUAAUAAAUUAUCGCGAACAUUUUGACCGCAUAAUAAAUUUUAAUUAAUCUUUAUAACCCAUGUCUUAUUUACAUCGCACAUCUUUAUAACGCAUGUCUUAUUUAUAUCGCAUAUCUUAUUUAUACCGUAUAUCUUAU
This is a messenger RNA of Gordionus sp. m RMFG-2023, 2335 nucleotides long. RefSeq lists its product as uncharacterized. The record is from RefSeq and is a predicted model, not a curated record. Gene Ontology annotation, biological process: protein deubiquitination. Gene Ontology annotation, molecular function: cysteine-type deubiquitinase activity. The transcript is spliced from 14 exons. The coding region runs from base 1317 to 2165 and encodes 282 amino acids. NCBI's taxonomy places the organism in Eukaryota, Metazoa, Nematomorpha, Gordioida, Chordodea, Parachordodidae.